Messenger RNA from Aspergillus melleus, 1545 nucleotides. RefSeq names its product cytochrome P450. Gene Ontology annotation, molecular function: oxidoreductase activity, acting on paired donors, with incorporation or reduction of molecular oxygen; iron ion binding; heme binding. Lineage: Eukaryota; Fungi; Ascomycota; Eurotiomycetes; Eurotiales; Aspergillaceae. The record is from RefSeq and is a predicted model, not a curated record. The transcript has 2 exons. Gene Ontology annotation, biological process: ergosterol biosynthetic process. Bases 1 to 1545 code for a protein of 514 amino acids.
AUGUUACCCUUGGCCACCAUCGGGGCCUACGGGCUCCUGGCCUUCGUCGCGUCCAUUGUGCUCAACCUGGUCUAUCAAUGGCUCUUUGCGAGACUGAAUAAGACUGAACCCCCACUGGUCUUUCACUGGGUUCCCUUUGUGGGCAAUACCAUCAGCUAUGGAAUGGACCCCUGUAAAUUCUUCUUCGACUGCCGCGAGAAGCACGGCGAUAUCUUCACCUUCAUUCUCCUCGGUCGCAAAACUACGGUCUACCUGGGCGUUCAGGGCAACGAAUUCAUUCUCAAUGGCAAACUAAAAGAUGUCAAUGCGGAGGAGGUCUACAGCCCCUUGACGACUCCCGUCUUCGGCUCCGACGUGGUCUACGAUUGCCCCAAUUCCAAGUUGAUGGAGCAGAAGAAAUUCGUCAAAUUCGGUCUGACGCAGUCCGCUUUGGAAUCGCAUGUGCCACUUAUCGAGAAAGAAACCGUCGACUACUUGGCUACCUCGCCCAACUUCAAUGGCUCCUCGGGACGGAUUGACAUCUCCUCUGCUAUGGCUGAAAUCACUAUCUUCACGGCCGCGCGCGCCCUGCAGGGCGAGGAAGUGCGCUCGAAACUGACCUCCGAAUUCGCCGACCUCUAUCACGAUCUAGACCAGGGUUUCACGCCGAUCAACUUCAUGCUGCCUUGGGCUCCCCUGCCGCAUAACAAGAAGCGCGACGCUGCCCACGCGCGCAUGCGUGCCAUCUACAUGGACAUCAUCAACGAGCGUCGCGCCACUGGCGAGAAAGCUACCGCCACAUCGGAUAUGAUCUCGAACCUGAUGAACUGCGUCUACAAGAACGGAACCCCCGUGCCCGAUAAGGAGAUCGCGCACAUGAUGAUUACUCUGCUCAUGGCCGGCCAGCACUCCUCCGCAUCUGUCGGCUCGUGGAUCAUGCUGCGUCUCGCCGCCCAGCCCGAAGUCCUCGAGGAACUGUACCAGGAACAGCUGGCCCAGCUCGGCCCCGUCGGUCCUGACGGCACCCUCCCCCCUCUGGAAUACAAGGACCUCGAGCGGCUCACGCUGCACCAGAACGUCAUCCGCGAGACCCUCCGUAUCAACCUCUCCAUUCACUCGCUCAUGCGCAAGGUCAAGAACCCCAUGCCCGUCCCCGGCACCCCCUACGUCAUUCCCACCUCGCACGUCCUGCUCGCCUCUCCCAUCGUCACAGCCAUCAGCGACGAAUACUUCCCUAACGCCAUGAAAUGGGACCCCCACCGCUGGGAAACCCAGGCACCCUCGGAGGACAAGGAGGAGGACGUCGUUGACUAUGGCUACGGCGCCGUCUCCAAGGGUACCUCCAGCCCCUACCUGCCUUUUGGCGCCGGCCGCCACCGCUGCAUCGGUGAGAAAUUCGCCUAUGUGAACUUGACCGUUAUUCUCGCCACCAUGGUGCGUAACGUGCGUCUUUACAACGUGGACGGCCGCAAGGGCGUGCCCGGAACGGACUAUUCGUCUCUGUUCUCGGGGCCUUUGAAACCGACCGUCAUCGGGUGGGAACGCCGUUCCGCCAAAUCUGCCUAA